This is a messenger RNA of Lottia gigantea (owl limpet), 1263 nucleotides long. RefSeq lists its product as hypothetical. The record is from RefSeq and is a predicted model, not a curated record. Bases 1 to 1263 code for a protein of 420 amino acids. The transcript is spliced from 9 exons. NCBI's taxonomy places the organism in Eukaryota, Metazoa, Mollusca, Gastropoda, Lottiidae.
AUGGAGUUUAAAUAUAUAUUGAUAUUAAUAGUUAUAGUUUAUUUACCAGUACUAAUUACAGGUCAAUAUACUUUAAGAGGAGUUCCUGAAAGUUAUGCAGUGUUAGGUGAAAAUUAUACAUUACAAUGUGAUGUUACAGAUUCGGCUCAAGGUGUAAAUUUCGGUAGAAACAAUAUUGUUGUAUGUAGUAUGAUAAACUGUGAGAGUAGUUCAAUAGAUAAUAGAUAUAAAUGUGGAUGUAUAAAUAAUAACAACAAACAACUAUAUCUCAAUAUAAGUAAUAUAAAUAAACAAGAUGAUACAACAUGGUCUUGUAGAGGUAAUUCUGGUGGACAAGGAUCAAGUACUGUACCAGUUUAUUAUCCACCAUAUAUAACUAGUAUUAUAUCUGAUGCUGUAAAUAACGAAAUUGAUGAAGGUUCUGAUGUUAUAUUUAACUGUAAUGUUGAUAGUAAACCAGUAUCUACUAUAACAUGGUCAUCUUCUACUAUUAGUGAUACUUACACUGGUCAACGGUGGACAUUAACUCAAGCUAAAUGUCAGGAUACAGGAAUCUAUACAUGUACAGCUAAUAAUGGUAUUGGUCAAUCAACUACUAAAUUACCAUUAAAUAUCAGAUCUAACAAUAGUAUUGGUCAAUCAAGUACUAAAUCUUUACCAUUAAAUAUUAGAUGUUCACCAAGAAUUAAUGGUGAUUUAAAAGAUGAAGUAAUGAAUAGACUAGGAGAAGAAGUAACAUUACUUAUUGAUGUUAUAGCCUAUCCUAAACCUAGUUUUAAAUGGAUACAAGAAUCAACAGGACUAGUAUUAACACAAGAUACAAUUCAACAAGUAGCUACCGAUAAUUAUAUUUCAAGUUUAACAUUCACAAUACAACAAUCAUCAUUUGGUAACUACAGUGUAACUGUUAAUAAUAGUAUAGGUGAUGAUAAAAGUUACACUAUAAAGAUUAUUGAUGGAGAUCCUGGAACAAAACCGAUUUCUGUAGAAGAAACUUUAUAUAAGGAAUGUUUAGGAACUGGUAUUGGAAUUGGUAUUGGAAUAUCUGUUAUGUGUUUAUUGCUGGUUUUACUAACAAUAUUUAUAUAUAGAAAAUAUCAUCCAGCCAAUAAGAAAUUACCAGAAGAAAGUUAUGCAACGUUUUCCAAUAGAAUCCCAGAAGAUAGAACAUAUGAAGAUUUAAAUACUCGUUCUGAAGUUAAUGAUAACAAUCAACAUAAUUCUGAAGAUGUAAAAGAAUAUGAAAAUAUGAGAGGAAAUUGA